AACGGCCUCCUUUUACCCGGUGGCGGCGGGUGCUCGCUGACGUGGCGCGCUGUUCCCGCAACAACAAAACCUCGCGCACCGCGUGCUUCCCAUUCCUCUUCGUCUCUCCAACCUCCUCCUUCCCAAUUCCCCACCCGCCGCCGCCGCCGCCCCACCGCAAACACCUACUCCACCGUAUCCGAAGCCAGAGUUGACGACCGCGGCUUCCGCGAUGUGCGGUUCCCCCAUGCGCCGAACACCCACGUUGCCCCUUGGACGGCUCGCGUGUGCCGCGCGCCGGGGCGUGCCAUGGUGGGAUUGAGCUAGAAAGGCGUGAGCUUUAGGCAGGACGAGAGCUCCGGCGGAGGAAGAGGCGUGGGAGCGCGUGGCUAGGUGGGCGUCUCGCCCGCCGGAUGGCCGCCGAUGACGCCGCGCGGAGCAGCAGACGUAUGGAUCUGAACCUCUACCUCGGCCUCCCCCGCGCCCCGCGCACCCGCCGCCCCGAUCUCGGCUCCGACCUCGCGCUCGGCACCCCGAUGCUGUCGUCGUCGUCUCCCUCCUCCUCGGCCGCCUCCGCGGACGCGCCGCCGCCGGAGACGCCCUACUCGCCCUCCCGCGCCGACCUGGUGCGCCCGCCGACCCCGGUGCACGAGCCCUACUGCCCGUCCGCUCCCGAGGCGCACCCACCCUAUGUGCCUCCGCCCCUGCCGGUUCCAGGGACGUUACCUGUCCUCGCUGAUGAACUUGAGUUUGGUUUCUCCGACGCGCACCUGGGUCUGGUCGAGCGGAUGGACCGGCCGUCGUCGUCGACUGCCUCUUCUUCCUUCCGCCCGGAGCGCUCCAAGCGCUACCGCCGGUUGAUGUGCUUGAGUCAGUCUCGCUACUUCCUGCCAAGGCCAAGACGAUUCCGGUCAGACCUUCCACCUCUCAGCUCCGAGGCCCCUAGCCUAGAGAAUGACGCUGCAGCGCAACCACUGGAACCGGAAGAGCCUGUCCAUGAUACCGUGGAGGAGAACAAGGUGGCUGCCGAUGGUGCCAUUGUGGGUGUCUCGGAGGACGAAGGAACAGAGCGUGGCAAGAGUGCUGCGAUGUUCGAGUGUAAUAUCUGCUUUGAAAUGGCUGCCGAGCCGGUGGUCACUUCCUGCGGUCAUCUUUUUUGCUGGCCUUGUUUAUACCAGUGGUUGCAUGUCCACUCCAGUCAUAAGGAGUGCCCUGUCUGCAAAGGGGAGGUGACUGAAGGGAACAUUACUCCUAUCUAUGGGAGAGGGAAUUCUGGUUCGGAUAUGGAGAAGAAGGUUCCAGAGGAUGGCAAUGCAUCUGGCCCUAAUAUUCCACCAAGGCCGCAUGGGAAUCGGCUCGAGAGCUUCCGGCAGCAGUUCCACCAUUUGCGACCCAUAUCUAGAAGGCUUGGUGAGGCACAUGGCUUUUUGUCUACUUGGAGAAGCAUUCUUGAUCAGCACUUGAUGAAUAGCGUGAGUAGAUUUGAAGCGCCUCCUGAAUCAACUGUCCAGGAAAUUGCUCAGCAUGCAAGCCGUUUUGGCCGAAUGACUACUAGGUUGAGGGCAAGGAGGUUGCAAAGAGAAGCGGAAAACCCUACAUUCAUUGCUUCAUCUGCUCCAGAUAGUCCGCCGCCUGCAAACAAUACAUCCGAUCUGCCCAGUCGAGCUUCGAGUCCAUUUUCCUCGGAAGGGAUGGAUUUAUUGCAACACCUUGCCUUUGCUGGCCUUGAAGAUUCAGAAAGGUUGGCGACUGCUGUGAGUGACCUUGGACGAAUUGCUAGGCCAAGCCACUAUGGGGCAUCAACUUCAUUGAACCCACCAAAUCCUGAGCUGGUUGAUGGAACUCAUGUUGCCACGGCAUUGGCUGCAGAUCAGGCUUCUAAUUCAAGCACCAUGGCUGUGAUUCAUGAAGAAGCUGCUUUUACUGAAAGCACUGUUUUCACUGAUAGUGCAGGAGAACCUAGUAAUGCAGGGUCUUCAAGAUCCCUGAGGAGAAGAGGAAGAAGUGAUGCCUUGGGUUCUUUGGAUGUAGAUGGUGGGGACCUACAUCAGAACAAGAGAAAGCGGCUGAACUAAAGCUAAGACAGCUGAAAUGAAGCUUGCAGGUUGCAGCACUGUUCUAAUUUGCUUGGUAUGUUUGUCUCAGCUUUUUUACCUCUUUCAGUAGGUAACAUCUGCUCGGUGUGGUAUGAAGUUCCUCUUCUACUUGUUUACUAGGUAGCGUUGAGUUGGUUUCUAUCUUAGUUCCUCCCGACCUGUUUAAUUCAUGCUAUCACUCAAGGCAUGUAUACUGAGGAAACUGUCAUCAGAUGAAUUUUCAUUGAUAGUAAAUUGUAUGUGCAAAUCUGUAUUCAAUGGAAUUGACCUUCAGUUUAUGAA
Messenger RNA from Phragmites australis (common reed), 2357 nucleotides. RefSeq lists its product as uncharacterized. Lineage: Eukaryota; Viridiplantae; Streptophyta; Magnoliopsida; Poales; Poaceae. The coding region runs from base 393 to 2054 and encodes 553 amino acids. Gene Ontology annotation, biological process: ubiquitin-dependent protein catabolic process. The record is from RefSeq and is a predicted model, not a curated record. The transcript has a single exon. Gene Ontology annotation, molecular function: ubiquitin protein ligase activity; ubiquitin-like protein conjugating enzyme binding; metal ion binding. Gene Ontology annotation, cellular component: endoplasmic reticulum.